This is a messenger RNA of Caenorhabditis bovis, 345 nucleotides long. The record is from the annotation of a GenBank genome assembly. Lineage: Eukaryota; Metazoa; Nematoda; Chromadorea; Rhabditida; Rhabditidae.
AUGCAGCCGAUCGUCGUCGUUUGCCUUCUCGUCGCCAUUUCGACCGUACUCAGCCAGUACGACAUGCAAAAGUGCGAAUACACCAAGUGUCAUAGUAUGUUGACGAAAGGCAAAUGUCGACCGCAUACGUAUCUCGUGCAAUGGGACUAUUGCGAUUAUUCGACGUUUCUCACCAAAAAGGAGUUGUGCUGUGAGGCAAAGAAAGUCAAAAAAUGCCGACGCACGGUGUGCCAUUCGACGUUCGACAGCAACUUUUGCGCCGAGAACGAGUUCGUCAGCGAAUGGGAGCGUUGCGGGCUGUUCUCGAAGAGCGAGCUGUGCUGCCGACUGCAAUACGAGCAAUGA